Molecule: messenger RNA, 2086 nt
Organism: Physella acuta
Lineage: Eukaryota; Metazoa; Mollusca; Gastropoda; Physidae
Biological process (GO): regulation of transcription by RNA polymerase II; regulation of DNA damage response, signal transduction by p53 class mediator
Cellular component (GO): polytene chromosome; nucleus
Molecular function (GO): DNA binding; transcription regulator activity; protein binding
Source: RefSeq, a predicted model, not a curated record
AUCUACUAAAAAAAAAUGGCUUUGCCUCUUGGAUGGAAAAAGGAAGAAGUUGUAAGACAGACUGGUUUGUCUGCUGGAAAAAUAGAUGUUUAUUAUUUCACGCCAGAUGGUAAAAAGAUUCGCAGUAAACAAGAGUUGGCUAGAAUUCUGGGUGAAACAUUUGAUUUAAGUGCAUUUGAUUUUUGUACCAGACGUGCUGCCAACAGUGCUAGCAGAAAAAGAAAAUGUCAGAAAGAAUCUUCUUAUGAUUUUGCUAGAGGUGUGCACCAUGAUGCCAAUCUUGGACUACCUACAGUUAUAACGAACACACCCGAGUGUAAAACUGAAGUUGAACUCAAGAAUGGAAUUCAGGAUCAGUCAGGGCAGAUAUUUUUGGAAAAACGCUUUCAUGGUCUUCAUGCGUGUAACAACAGCGAGGAAGUUAUACCAUCCCUGAAAUUACCCUACCAAAUACAGAGAAGGAAAAAAGUGCGUGCUCCCAAGCUAACACUUGUUGAAGAACUAACUAAAGGGCUACAAACUGAUCCUGCUGUGAUACGGUCCAAUUUUACAGUCAAGGAUGAGGAUGGAAAAGGAAGGGGAGUUUACUUAAAGCUACCUAUUUUGCGCAAGGAUUCUUUUGUUCUUGAAUAUGAAGGAGAUGUUAUAUCAGAGGCUGAGGCUCAAAGUAGGGAGAAAAUUUAUGCAUAUAACAAUGAAGGCUGCUUCAUUAUGUCCUUUGUUUUUAGGAGAAAAAAAUUAGCUGUGGAUGCUACAAGAAGGUAUGAUUCAAUUACAAGACUACUCAACCAUUCAAGACAACCAAAUAUCAAGUUCCAUGCUCCUUUAUUGUUAGACCUUUCAGGCAAUGGCUUGCCUAGAAUAGCAGCUUAUGCACUGAGAGAUAUUCACAGGGGUGAGGAAAUUGUCUUUGAUUAUGGUGUCAGAGACAGGCAUAUACCUUGGUUAACCAGCAAACAGGCUGGCUAUGUCUCCGAUAUCGACACAAGUUCUGAUGAGGAGACAAAUGAAGGAUGCAUAUCAAUGCGGAUAUCUCCUCAUGAAAGAUCUGAUUAUGCCUACAAAGAAAAUGAAGCAUCAGAAUCUAAACCCACGACAUUUAAAGAAAAUGAAGCAUCAGAAUUUAAACCCAUGACAUUUAAAGAAAAUGAAGCAUCUACUUCUAGCAAUUCCAGCUCUACCAAAAGUGAAGAAUUGUCAAGGAAACAUUUAACUUUUAAGCAAAAAUCAAAGGCAGCUUUCUCAAAUAAAUCACUAGGAAAUUUCAGAGUAUGUUGUGGUUGGAGGUUUACCCGUUUGAUACCAGGGAGCAACAGCUUUUAUGCUGGACUAGAAAAUAUUGGACCAGAUAUGAAGAUUCACAAAAUGUAUGAAGAUUUCUCCAGACGUAUGAACAAAAUUGAGGAAGAAAUCAUUUGUUUGUCAGAUACUGACGAAAGUACAUCUUCAAUACAGAGAGAGACUUUUGAAAUUUCUUCAGUAUCUGAUGUAGAUCAACCAAAUACUGUUUUAAGUAAUCUGUCAUCCAACAUUAACACUAAUAGUGAUAGUAAGGUGCUGGACUGGCUACCAUCUGUUAGAGAGAGUAGCAGUGGUUUGUCUCAGGAUAUGGAUAUUAAAAUUAUAUGUGUCCAAAGUCUUAUUGAUCCAGAGCCAAAGAACUUGAAUGUAAAGCAACCUUCCACUGAACAAAAGCAGCAACCUGAGCCAGUCUUAGUAAUAGAAGACUCGUCUGAAGAUGAAACAUUAACAGCUUUACAGAACCUCACAUGUCACAAAUCUACAAACCUAACAGGUUCCAGCCCAUCAUCUGUUAGCAAUCCUUUGCCAAACAUUUCUGAACAAUCACAUUCAUCUACUGAUUGCUGUGUAUCUUCAAAACAUAGAGAGACUUCUAAAAGUCCUUCCGUUUAUGAUAUUGUUGAUCAACCAAAAACUGUUGGAACAUUUCAUAUAACAACAUCAUAUAAUAUUUGGCAAAGGCUAAGUUAUCCAGUAACUUUACACAGUACAGGGUAUCAUUAAAAUUGUAGACACCAAAGUUCGAUAUGAUUAUUUAUUCUUAUUCAUUUUUAAUUUGAAUGUA